This is a messenger RNA of Limanda limanda (common dab), 732 nucleotides long. It is a transcript of the gene stmnd1, whose product is annotated as stathmin domain containing 1. Gene Ontology annotation, biological process: microtubule depolymerization; regulation of microtubule polymerization or depolymerization; neuron projection development. The record is from RefSeq and is a predicted model, not a curated record. NCBI's taxonomy places the organism in Eukaryota, Metazoa, Chordata, Actinopteri, Pleuronectiformes, Pleuronectidae. The transcript is spliced from 6 exons. Gene Ontology annotation, cellular component: neuron projection; cytoplasm. Gene Ontology annotation, molecular function: tubulin binding. Bases 1 to 732 code for a protein of 243 amino acids.
AUGGGAUGUGGCAGCUCCUCGGACACCGCGGUCACACCGCUCACACGAAAGGAGCCGAAGAGAGACGAGGAUGAGACAGGAAGUAAACUCGGUAGCCGUGGAGACUCCGCCGUGUCGAAGGGCACCACAGACAGCGGGGUGGUGAUGGAGAACAAAGCAUUCCCUGACUUACCUGGAGCGAUGCCCAGAAAACUCCCUCCUCUGAUAUCUGAGCGUGUCGGAGAAAGUGUGGCAGACAGAAGGACACAAGAGGGUGGGUUGCAGGAGCGUCAAAAGUCCAGUGACAUCCUGGAGGAGCUGCUGAAUCAGGGCAUCAUCCCGGUGGGACAGAGCAGAGAGAGAGGCAGCGGGGCUGGAGAGGCCUACAGCAUCAUGCUGGAUGACAGAGAUGUGGUCAGGCAGAGGCCUGGGAGACUGGAGUCCCUGAAGACCAUAAAGGAGCAAAGUCCCCCCAGCAGAGAAGAGCUAGAGGAGAAGAUGAGACUUGUUGAAGAGAGACGCAAGUCAAAGGAAGACGAGCUCAAGAUGCGUUUAAGGACCAAGUCUGCGCGUAUCCGUGUCCUUUCCCCUGUCUCCAAUGCAGCAGAAUAUGAAGACAUGUCCCUCACACCUGUGACACCCCUGACCUUUGACCUUACACCGAAUCCACUGUUGCACAGCCAGAUCACGAGCAGGACGGCCGAGAGAGGAGAGUGUGUGUUCUACGGCCACAUGGGCAACAAGAGUUACUGA